CAAAACUUUGCAAAAGCCAAUAGGACAUGCGGGGAGGAGAGACGUAAGAUCUAAAUCUCGUUAAGGUGCUCAGAAAAAAGAGGGACUCGGCAAAACUUUGCCUGGCUGAUAGAUGAGAGAGUGUGGAAGGAAUGGCAAGUUUAAGACAAGAAAUGUGGGGUUUUACUUGAUUUCAGGGUGAAACAGUUUCUUAUAGAAGCGUGCGCAUUUACGCACGUGCAGAGUUCCUCGGGAAUCUCGGAGACGCGAGACUAUCAAGCAACUUUUUACCCACCAAGAAUGACAGAAAAGAGCAAGUCCUUGGCUGACCGGGCGCGCAGCCCAACAGGCAGCGACAGCUCUAUGUCCCAACGUGGAUCUGAUACAGAGUCCCUGACCUCUCCGGGGUCCGACAACCAGGAGACAGUGCGCCAUUCCGGGAUUACGCACAAACCAGAGAGCAACGCGGAGGAUGAGCGCUUCCCCACCUGCAUCCGUGACGCGGUGUCUCAAGUGCUGAAGGGUUACGACUGGUCUCUGGUACCCAUGCCCUCUCAAGGGGACAGGGGGCUGAAGUGUAAACCUCAUGUGAAACGGCCGAUGAACGCGUUUAUGGUUUGGGCUCAGGCAGCGCGCAAGAAGCUGGCGGAUCAGUACCCACAUCUGCACAACGCCGAACUCAGCAAGACCCUGGGCAAACUGUGGCGACUUCUCUCUGAAACAGAGAAGCGUCCUUUUAUUGAGGAGGCCGAGAGGCUGAGGCUGCAGCACAAGAAAGACUAUCCAGACUACAAAUACCAGCCUCGGAGACGGAAGAGCACCAAACCGGCGCAGGUGGACUGUAGACCUGGCCUGGUCCAGCAGCAGCAUCAGCUUGGCUUGUAUAAGACAGAAUCAGGCAUGUCCAGGCUGGCUGGUGCAGAGGAGAUGCACCAUCAUUACCAUCCGGACAGGACAGGUCAGUCUCAUGGACCUCCAACACCUCCAACUACCCCCAAAACCGACCUUCACAUGGGGAACAAACACGAGAGCCACCGGCCUGUGGACAGCAGCACCGGCUCUGUUCCUCCAGUCAGCCGUCAGAACAUUGACUUCAGUAAUGUAGACAUUUCAGAGCUCAGCACAGACGUCAUCAGCACCAUCGACGGCUUCGACGUGCAUGAGUUUGAUCAGUACCUCCCUCCCAACAACCACAGCUCCACUGUUCUAACUCCACCAGAUACCAGUCAUGGACAUAACCACCCUUCUGGAACCUUCAUCCUACCCAGCAUUCACUCUCACUCCCACAACAUUCCCACAUGGACACCCAAAAUUGGGACUUCCACUGGAAUGCCACCAUCCUCUUCCAGUCAUGACACGCAUGGGCUCCAUGAGGACACCAGCCAAAAACCUCAGAUAAAAACUGAGCAGAUGAGCCCAGGUCACUGCAGCAGCUCUAGCACCUGCACUCCUCCACCUCCACAACUUGAGUACACCUCCCUUGGUUCGGGUAUUUGCCCUUCCUCCACUUCCUCCUCAUCCUCCACCAACCAGUCUGACUACACUGACCUUCAAAGCUCCAGCUUCUACAGUGCCAUCUCCGGGUACCCUGCCCAUCUGUAUCAGUACCCAUACUUUCACUCCUCUCACAGGCCUUAUGCCACACCGCUUAUCAACAGCCUGGCCUUGGCAGCACCUCCACACAGUCCUCCCUCUGGCUGGGAGCAGCCUAUUUACACAACACUCACCAGACCUUAAAGAGGAGUAAAUCCCCCGCAAACUGCCACAAAACUGUGUCCAAGUGGUCUGCUUUAGUGUAUUAUAAAGCAGUAUUUGAAGAGUAUCGAUUUCUGAGGGACAGUGAUGAUAUCUGUUGGCCAAAACUUUAAAGGGCCCAUGUUGUGUAUCAAUGUUACAUUUGUGUUACACUGACUGUUACGUUACAUGUUACAUUACAUUUGCAAUUCAGUGUUUUGACUCUUGUUUGAGUCCAAAGGAGAAAUGACAUUUGAUCCUGCAUUGGAGUCUAAAACGUUCCAUUAAAACUCAACACAUAAUGAAAUGUUGGAAUGCGAGUAACAUCUAUUUAAGAGAUGGGGUUUCAGGUUUAAUAACACUUUUUCCACUCUUAAUCUGGCUUUACCUUUACCUUCACAGAGAUGGGGUCCAGAGUAAACUGUGACAUUAAAACUUUUUUCCAAUUAUAAGAUAGAGUUAUGUGAACGCUUUACUUUAUUCUGUGAGUUCUUGCUGCCAUCA
Scatophagus argus is the source of this 2217-nucleotide messenger RNA. It is a transcript of the gene sox8a, whose product is annotated as SRY-box transcription factor 8a. Gene Ontology annotation, molecular function: RNA polymerase II cis-regulatory region sequence-specific DNA binding; DNA-binding transcription factor activity, RNA polymerase II-specific. The record is from RefSeq and is a predicted model, not a curated record. Lineage: Eukaryota; Metazoa; Chordata; Actinopteri; Scatophagidae. Gene Ontology annotation, cellular component: nucleus. Bases 280 to 1716 code for a protein of 478 amino acids. Gene Ontology annotation, biological process: neural crest cell development; negative regulation of transcription by RNA polymerase II; morphogenesis of an epithelium. The transcript has 3 exons.